GCCGCCAUCUUGCGGUGUGGGGGGACGCGGGGGGCCCGGGGGCCGCGGCGGGCCGCUCGAUGGGAAGAUGCAGCGCACGGGGCCGGGCGGGGCGGGGCCUGGCGCCGUGAUGGGGGCGGGGCCUGGCGCCGUGAUGGGGGCGGGGCCGGGGCGCGCGCUGCUGAGGCGGGAGCUGCGGCUCCUCGAGUCCAUCUUCCACCGCGGCCACGAGCGCUUCCGCAUCGCCCGCGCCUGCCCGGACGAGCUGGGCUGCGAGUUCCUGCCCGGCCCGGGCGGCGGGGGGCCCGUCCGUAUCCAUGGCAACAUCACGGAGUCUUAUCCAGCUGUCCCCCCAAUAUGGUCCGUGGAAUCGGACGAUCCCAACCUGGCGGCGAUCCUGGAGCGGCUAGCAGACGUGAAGAAAGGAAACACGUUGCUUCUGCAGCACCUGAAGCGGAUCAUUUCCGAUCUCUGCAAACUCUACAACCUUCCCCAGCAUCCGGAUGUUGAAAUGCUGGACCAGCCUCUGCCUGCUGAGCAGAGCACACAGGAAGAAGUGUCCUCUGAAGAGGAAGACGAGGAGAUGCCAGAGGACACAGAAGAACUCGAUCACUACGAGAUGAAAGAGGAGGAGCCAGCGGAAGGGAAGAAGGCGGAAGAUGACGGCAUUGGCAAAGAGAACCUGGCCAUCCUCGAGAAAAUAAAAAAGAACCAGAGGCAAGAUUACUUAAAUGGGGCAGUGUCUGGGUCUGUGCAGGCCACCGACCGGCUAAUGAAGGAGCUCAGGGAUAUUUACCGAUCGGCAAGUUUCAAGGGCGGAAACUAUGCAGUUGAACUAGUGAACGACAGCCUGUACGACUGGAAUGUCAAACUCCUGAGGGUGGACGAGGACAGCGCCUUGCACAGCGACCUGCAGAUCCUCAAAGAGAAAGAGGGGGCAGACUUCAUCCUCCUCAACUUCACCUUUAAGGACAACUUCCCCUUUGACCCGCCCUUCGUAAGGGUCGUGUCUCCUGUUCUAUCGGGAGGGUAUGUCCUGGGCGGAGGGGCUAUCUGCAUGGAGCUUCUAACAAAACAGGGCUGGAGCAGUGCUUACUCGGUGGAGUCCGUGAUCAUGCAGAUCAGUGCCACACUUGUGAAAGGCAAAGCCAGGGUCCAGUUUGGCGCCAACAAGAACCAGUACAGUUUGACAAGAGCACAGCAGUCGUACAAGUCCCUGGUCCAGAUUCACGAGAAGAAUGGCUGGUACACGCCCCCUAAGGAAGAUGGCUAAGCAUGGAGACGGUCACCCUGGACAGCCUCAGGCCGGCCUCGACUUCCCUGCUGAACGCUGCUGCAUUUGGAUCGCAAGGAUGCCUGCUCUUCCUCCUCCUCCUCCUCGGACAGGACACUCACAUUCUCCUCCCUCUCUCUUUCUCCACCGCCCGUACUUGCAAGGCGAUUUUAGUGAGCAGCUCCAGCAGGGGACUCUUACGGAAUUAUAAACACUUGCGAGCAGCCGGGCCCUCCCUCUGCUCUGCUCGGGCUACUCGCUUGGACCCGCGCUAGCAGGCAAGCUGGCAGUCACUCUUAUUAAAAACCACACACACACGAAAACAAAACAAACAGCAAAACUCUUUGAUUCUCUUGUUAUCGCUGGAAGCUUCCAGCUCCGCUGCAGUCUAGAGCACCUCUGCCUCUUCCCUCUGCUACGGAUUUAAUUUAUUUUCUUAUUUUCAUGUACACUGCUUUUUUUUUCCUUUUCCUUUUUGGUUACAGUGUAUGAUGGAUGUGUAUGGGGGGGAAAUGUAUCUUUGGAGAACAAUUACAUUUGUUAAUUUGAA
Zootoca vivipara (common lizard) is the source of this 1802-nucleotide messenger RNA. It is a transcript of the gene UBE2Q1, whose product is annotated as ubiquitin conjugating enzyme E2 Q1. NCBI's taxonomy places the organism in Eukaryota, Metazoa, Chordata, Lepidosauria, Squamata, Lacertidae. The record is from RefSeq and is a predicted model, not a curated record.